This is a messenger RNA of Cryptococcus deneoformans JEC21, 974 nucleotides long. RefSeq lists its product as hypothetical. The coding region runs from base 109 to 819 and encodes 236 amino acids. The record is from RefSeq and is a predicted model, not a curated record. The transcript is spliced from 6 exons. Gene Ontology annotation, biological process: transcription by RNA polymerase III. NCBI's taxonomy places the organism in Eukaryota, Fungi, Basidiomycota, Tremellomycetes, Tremellales, Cryptococcaceae.
UUCGCAGACCGUUUACUUCCUUGACAUCUCGUCCUUCUACCUUCAUCACCCACUUUUGAGCGCGUCUUGACCACUAAUCUUUCUUAAAGCUUCCUUCGAAUUUAGAACAUGUCAAGAGGCGGCUGGCGAGGCGGUCGAGGGGGUGGUCGAGGAGGCAUGCCCCCUGGUGUCGGCUUUGGUUAUGGACAAAUUUCGCAGACAGAGUGGAAGGAGGGAAUCAACCGUAUCAAGGCUCAAAGCCAAACCAAUGGAACCCUUUAUCCUCCACUGGAUAACAUCUCGAUCUCAUAUCUUACAGGUCCGACGGACCAUGAAACCCUAGUCUUAUCUCAUGCAAUCUCACUUAACAUCACUCUCUCCACCGGUAAGCUUCCUGAGGGUGAAGAGGGUGUACAAUUGGUACAAUCCGGUCAGGUCCCUCCUUGGAGGAUAACAGGGGAAAGGAAGGUUGUUGGGAUCGAAAUCGAAUCUUAUUCAGAUCGUUUCAACCCUCCAGCUUCCUCAGAACCGUCCAAACUGGAUCCUGUAGCCCUCCGGAUGGAUCAAUCCAUGUUUCCUCCAUCCCUAUGGGCGGCAUACUUUGAUGGACAAACAGAUAAGCUCAAGGGUAGGCCGAAGAAGAGGAGAAAGUUGGAUGACCUAGACCAAGAAGGAGAUGAUAAAGUUGAGGAGGAGUCUGAGAUCUCUGAGGAAGAGGAUUUUGAUUUCGAUGAUGAUGAAUCAGAUCACCAAGAUUAUGACGCAAAUUACUUUGAUAACGGAGAAGGAGAUGAUGAUGAAGGUGGUGAUGAUGAGGGUGGAGAUGUUUACGAAGAUUAAGCCAUUCGAUAAACAUCUAGGCAUAUUGGGCGCUUUGAUGAUAAUGACAAUAUAAUGACUCUCAUUGUACGAUUUUGGCAAAUCUUACAGAACAGAACCCAAACCUACAAGUGAACUAAGAUAAAGUGACAUUGCAUGGAGGACAACGAUAUCUA